Messenger RNA from Musa acuminata AAA Group (dessert banana), 1297 nucleotides. RefSeq names its product protein RADIALIS-like 6. The record is from RefSeq and is a predicted model, not a curated record. Gene Ontology annotation, molecular function: DNA-binding transcription factor activity. The coding region runs from base 812 to 1252 and encodes 146 amino acids. The transcript has 3 exons. NCBI's taxonomy places the organism in Eukaryota, Viridiplantae, Streptophyta, Magnoliopsida, Zingiberales, Musaceae.
CUCCCUAAUCCAAGCAGGAGAUCGAACGACCGUCACGCGGGGCCGGAGAGGUGGGUGGGGUUACGAUCGGAGACCACGAACCAAGCGGUGCGGCGAUGGAGGGUACAGACAAGGUCGACGUGGACGGGGUGAUCUUUUGCGGGGGCGGGGACGGGCCGGGAGACGCAGCGGAUGGAGAGGUGGAGGAGGAGGCGGGCGAUGGAUUCGAGGUAGCCGACAUUGGAGCUUAAGGGGAGGGAAAGGGAGGAGGAGGCGAGGCGGGAGUGAGAACGGACCUCGGUGUCGAGGAGGCGGAGGAGGGGGGAAGGCCGGAGCGGAGGAGGUGAUGGCGGACGACGAGGCAGCGGGACUCGGCUUCGCGGGUUUCGUGAACGCCGGUGGUAUUGCGGUGGAGGUCGGCUUCCGAAGGCAGCGUCGAGAUGGCGCUCCUUUUGUGACCCUCGUUUCCAUUUAGCGAUCCGACGCAACCCAACACAAACUCGGGUCGAGCCAAUUUGAUUCAAUUCGAUCCAUCGAAUCACAUAAAUGCCCCACGUCCCGGAUCGAGACAUGACACCACUAACGACACGCUUCGUAUACGGUAGUGUCAGUCGUGGCUCGAAUGGAUCCCCACAUGCUUUUGGCAGCUCGUGUGCAACGACGCCCGAAAUGCGUCGGGUCUUUCUCAUCCUUCACCGAACUUAACGGACUCCAAGAAACGUCACAUUUUGUUAUCACCCGAACGAGAACAGAGAAGCGGCGCUCUGAAGCGUUACGCGUUGCCUUAAUCUCAGAUUACAUCCCGGCUUAUACGAACUGCAAGUGAAGUAAGAUGGAUGCUGGGAAGCAGGGCAGCAGUUCAUUUUGGAGUUGGGAGGAGAAUAAGAAAUUUGAAGUGGCCAUCGUUGCAUAUACUGAGAACCAUCACAUUCCCAUUCCUUGGGAUAAAAUUGCAGCAGAUCUGCCUGGAAGAACCGUGGCCGAAAUCAAAGCCCACUAUGACGAACUAUUGGAAGACAUCUGCAGGAUUGAACUUUGUGCACUGUCUCUUCCCGACUGUGAUGUACCUGAGCAAUCUGCUGCUGGUUGUAGUGUUGCCAACAGAGGAAGUGUGAAUGAACCAAGGAGAGACCAAGAAGAGAUCAAGAGCGCCGCAGAGGGCAACCCUGGACAGAGGAAGAACACAAGUGACGACUCAUGCACGGAAAUACUUCAUCCGUCAGAAGACGAUGAACAAGGGCAGGAGAAGGAGAUCAAGGAUCCUUCUCCUUGAUCACUGGUUGAGCCUUUGGAGUUCUCAUGCCCUCUGCAAACCCUG